AUGUCUUUCAUUCACCUUGAUCCACCUGAUUCAGACCGCGGAUUGAGGGACUCCAAGCACAAUGAGAUCAACGAGAGAGCAACCCCAGCCGUGCUUGCGGCUCCAGGGGAGCCCGAAGUCAGUGACGAAAGUGACAGCGCCAGCAUCACCAUUGUGACUGGAGCGGAUGUCUCUGCUCAUCUGCUCUCGUUGAGAGAUGACUUUGACAGCACUCUGACUCUUCGCAGCAUCCUUCUGGCCUCGGGUCUUGCAUGCUUUAAUGCUGUCAUGAGCCAGAUUUAUCAGGCGAGGAAAACUCCAUACAUCACAAGCGCUGGCGUCUCUGGAGCCUUUAUCGUCCUGAUAUCCUAUUUCGCCGGCAAUGCGUGGGCCAAAUUCCUUCCUCGCGGCGACAAAUACGAGGCUCGAUGGCUCGAAAGAGGCGGCCGAGGCAAUCCUCCUCGCUGGAUCUCUUUCAUCAAGUUUGUCAACUGUGGUCCAUGGUCUUUGAAAGAGCACGCAAUAUGUGCGAUCACCGCGGGGUCGGCCUCGAACGCUUCUGCAGCGACAUACGUCUUCGCUACACAGAUCCUAUUUUAUGAUCUACCUUUGAGGCCGGUAACUGUCAUCCUCGCCACAAUCUCCAUCGGCCUGUUCGGCUAUGGGAUCUGCGGAUUUCUACGUCCAAUUGCUGUCUGGCACGUGGAGUCCGUCUACUGGGGCAACCUAGCUACUGUGAAGACCCUUCAAGGGCUUCACUGGCAGGAGGUUAAGGAUUCCAAGCCAAUGAGGUAUUUCUGGUAUGCUUUUGCAAUUAUGGCUUUAUACCAGGUAUUGCCCGCCUAUGUCUUCCCGUGGCUCAAUUCAAUCUCAAUUCCAUAUCCCUUGGGGAAGAUCUUCCCAGGCGGCGUACUAGACAAAGCUGCCUUGACUGAACAUGGUGCACCCAAGCUGGCUGGGACAUUUGCCUACGGGAUGUUGAUGUCCAAUGCUGCAAUUGGGGCCCUAAUCAUGCAUUGCUGUGUGUUUUGGGGCAAAGAGGUUCGAGAAGCAUUUCAAAGUGCAAAGAAGGGCAGAUUCGACGAUCGGCACCACGAGCAUAUGGCCAACCAUUACAAAGAAGCUCCAUGGUGGUGGUACCUCAUUGUACUCAUCGGUAGCUUCUUUCUCGGUCUGAUUGUGGUUCUCAAAGAGGACGUCACCAUGUCAGCUUGGGCGUACCAUGUCUCACUGUUGCUGGGAAUCAUUGUCGCACCCUUCAGCAUCAUUCUCUUUGCUCGAUUCGGCAAUGGCAUCGCGACCAAUACUUUGUCCAAGAUGUUGGCUGGCCUCGUACUUCCCGGUCGCCCAGUGGGAAAUAUAUACUUUGCCGCAUGGUCGCAUAAUGUCGUCGGCAAUUCAGUCAACCUUUGCAGUGACUUGAAGCUCGGGGAAUACCUCAAAAUCCCUCCUCGGGUCAUGUUCCUGACCCAGAUAUAUGGCACCAUGCUGGGUGGAUUCGUCAGCUAUGCCAUCAUGAUGUCCAUCGUAACCAGGAACAAAGCGCUUCUUGUUAAUGGCAAUGGAAACGCAUCCUGGAGUGGAGCAAACAUACAGGCGUACAACACUAAUGCGGCCUCCUGGGCCUUGGCUUCUUAUCUCUACAAGAUUGGAGCUCAAUACCAGAUGGUGCCCAUUGGGAUGGCCAUCGGGGCUACCGCUGUCAUAGUCCAUCGCCUCUUCGUUCAAUUUGUUCCAAAAGUCAAAAACUUCAAAACCACGGAACUCAAUGUCCCACAGUUCAUUCAAUACGCUGGGUUCAUUCCCCUGAAUCAAAAUCAGACUUGUCUCAUCUUGAGUUGGAUGAUCUCGGGGCUCUUCGUACAGUAUUAUCUCCGAACCUACAAGCCUCGCAGUUUCAAAGAAUAUUCGUAUUUGGUCGCUGCUGCGUUUGAUGGGGGUAGUCUCAUGGUACUGUUCAUCCUUUCUUUCGCGGUCUUCGGGGCUGGUGGAAUAUCCCAUCCAUUUCCAUCGUGGUGGGGGAACAACGUGAAGGGAAACUAUGACUGGUGUCCGGUAACGUGA
Penicillium maclennaniae is the source of this 2043-nucleotide messenger RNA. Its product is annotated as OPT family oligopeptide transporter. The transcript has 7 exons. The record is from RefSeq and is a predicted model, not a curated record. Gene Ontology annotation, molecular function: oligopeptide transmembrane transporter activity. Gene Ontology annotation, biological process: transmembrane transport. The coding region runs from base 1 to 2043 and encodes 680 amino acids. NCBI's taxonomy places the organism in Eukaryota, Fungi, Ascomycota, Eurotiomycetes, Eurotiales, Aspergillaceae.